GCAGGCGCGCGGGCCAUGGCGGAGCCUCUGAGGAGAACCUGGUCCCGGCUGCGGGGCAAGCGCGCCCCGCGCGGGGCCGCGCGUCCGGAGCGGGAGCGCGCGCGGCCCGAGGAGCCCCGCGCUCCCCCCGCGCCGCUCGCCCCCGGCGGACCCGAGGGCGAGGACGCGGGCCCGGCCGCCCCCUGCGCGCGCUCGCCCCGCGGCCGCGGCCGCGGCAGCAGCCUCGGGCCCCCGCUGUCCCGGCGGUCCAGUCCGGGCGGCGGCGGGCUGCGGGAGGCGCAGGGCCCGGAGCUGGAGCAGGAGGACGGGGACUACUAUGAGAACUUGCCCGGCCCCGAGGGCGAGGGCUGGGGCGAGGGCUCGGCCGCCCCCGCCGCCGCCGCCGCCGCCGCCGGCGGCUCCUCCCCAGGGGCGGGAGGCGGCCGCCUGGCGGGGCCCUGCGCUGCAGCUCCAGGAGGCCCCAAUUUACCAUCCAGGCCAGCCGACCUGCAGCAGGUGUCCCCGCCCCAGGCGCCGUGGCCGGGGCUAGAAGGACCUCGGCCGCCGACUGCGGCUCCUCCUCCGCCCUUCCCUCCCCUCGCCCUCUCCCCCUGCCCCCCUGCUCCCCCUUCUCCCCCUCUCCCCGCCCCGCGGCUUCCCCCUCCCCGGACGCGCAGCCUGGACGUUCUCCGGGUCCGUGCCCGGCCGCCGCUGCAGAGGUGGUGCAGCGACAGCGCGGUCCGGUACGGCGCGCGGCCGCCCCCUGCGCCGUCCAGCGGAGCCGGCCGAGAGCGAGGCGCUCCUGAGCCACGUGGAGGGGCGAUGGAGCGCGCGGGGCCGGGCUGCUCCUCCCGCGCGGGGCCGGCCGGCUGCCUGGGUUUGCUGCCUUCGGCCAAGGGGAGCGGGGCGAGGGCGGGCGGCGCGGUGAGCCCCGGGAGCGGUCCGGCCGCGCCCCUGGGGAUAUCCCGAAGCAAAGGGGACGGCCCCGAGGGUCCCUUCUUUAAGCCACCCGUGGUCACUGUGAAGAAGCUGCAAAAGUGGAUGUACAAAGGACGCUUGCUGUCUCUGGGAAUGAAGGCGCGCGGGAGCGGGUCUCCGUCCCCCAAAGCCCUUGACCCUCGGGCAGCCCCGCAGUGCCUUGGAACGCUGAAAAUGCAAGAGAGCAAAGCCCGCGGCGUCCCUGCGGACCAAAGAAUUAUGCUGACAGAUUUAAUUGAAAAUGUUUACAUCUCUUCAAUGAAGAAAGGAGAACUCAAAGGUUUAAAGGACAAUGGCCUGAAUGAACAGAGACCACACAACAGCAUCACAGUCUCUAAGAAACGUAACUGGCUGCAUCAGAGCACUCUAAGGUCUCCUGAUCUGGAAGAAGAAUUCAAGAAGACACCAGAGAUCACCCACAUAUUCAAAUCUCCUUCAUUAGUUCACCAUCAAAAACCAAAAACUGCAAAUUUUACAAACUCUUCAUUCAAUUCAAAAAAUUAUAGUUUAGAAUUUAGUGAGGAAAAUGAUGCAGACGAUGAAGGUGAAAUAUGGUAUAAUCCAAUUCCUGAGGAUGAUGACCAUGUCUUGUAUAGUGUUGCUAGUUCUAAGGAAAUAAAAUCUGUCAGUUUGGGUAUUUCAGCUCUCACUUUGAAAGUGUCAUCUGGAAAUGACUUGGCAAAACCAGUGAGGAAUGCUGAAGGUUUGCCAUUUUCUUCUGAACAUAUAAAUGUUCAGAUAACACAACCAACUGAAAUUAAUCAGGUAGAUGCCAUGUUUUCUACAGAGUUUGUAGAGCUGAACAAGCAGAAGUUUGGAUGUAGGACCCAAGAUAGUUCUCUUGUUGAAGAAAAUCUUACUUUAAAAUCAAUUACAGGUCCUGGAAUCCCAGUUGCUACAAGUAAGUGUGAAUUAAGUACAGCUGAAGCUGUACUACCUCCAAGCCCUAACCCCGUGAAAAAAAGUGGCUCAAUCAAUUGGUCUUUUCCAGAUAAAAUCAAAUCUCCAAAAACUGUAAGAAAACUUUCAAUGAAAAUGAAAAAAUUACCUGAACUUAGCCGAAAAUUAAGUGUCAGGGGAACCUUGGGCCACUUACACAGUUCACACAGCCCCUCUUCCUUGUCAAAAUGUAACUGUCAGGGGAGGAGCCACACAGUCACUUUUCCUUCUGGGAAUACCACUCCUGCUGCACAGAGAAACGUGAUAAGCCGGUACCACUUGGACAGCAGUGUCUCUUCUCAGCAUAGCUUCCCAAAGGAGAAUUCCACAAGUUCUAAAUCUACUUGCAAAGGUGGUUAUCUUAGUGAUGGAGAUUCACCUGAGCUUAUAAUUAAAUCAGGCAAACGUGGAUCUGAAAACAAACAUUUGAGAGGAAAGGAAAUAUUUCCAAAUGGUAUCAACAAAACAGAAAUAGACAUUGAUGCAUUUAGACAUUACAGCUUUUCUGAUCAACCCAAAUGUUCACAGUAUCUCUCUGGACUCAUGAGCGUGCAUUUCUAUGGAGCAGAGGAUUUAAAACCACCACGGAUGGAUUCAAAAGAUGUCUUUUGUGCAAUUCAGGUAGAUUCAGUCAACAAAGCAAGAACAGCAUUGCUUACUUGCCGGACAACCUUUUUAGACAUGGAUCAUACCUUCAACAUAGAAAUUGAAAAUGCACAGCACUUAAAGUUAGUAGUCUUCAGUUGGGAACCAACGCCAAGAAAAAAUCGUGUAUGUUGUCAUGGGACCGUUGUCCUCCCCACCUUGUUCAGAGUGACAAAGACACAUCAGUUGGCUGUCAAACUUGAGCCCAGAGGACUUAUUUAUGUGAAAGUGACUCUUAUGGAACAGUGGGAGAAUUCUCUUCCAGGCCUAGAUGCAAAUCGAGAACCAGUAAUAUUUGGGGUAGAUGUUCAAAAAGUUGUGGAGAAGGAAAAUGUAGGAUUGAUGGUGCCACUAUUGAUGCAGAAAUGCAUUAUGGAAAUCGAAAAGAGAGGCUGCCAGGUAGUAGGCCUAUACCGAUUAUGUGGUUCAGCAGCAGUCAAGAAAGAACUUCGAGAAGCCUUUGAGAAGGAUAGCAAGGCUGUUGGUCUGUGUGAAAAUCAAUAUCCAGACAUAAAUGUAAUCACAGGUGUUCUUAAGGAUUAUUUGAGAGAGCUUCCUUCUCCUUUGAUAACCAAGCAACUCUAUGAGGCAGUGUUAGAUGCCAUGGCUAAAAAUCCUUUGAAAAUGACUGGAAAUGGUUGUGAAAAUGACCCAAGUGACUCUAAACACACUGUGGAACUUUUGGAUUGUUUGCCUGAUAUUGAAAAGGCAACCUUGAAGAUGUUGUUGGAUCAUUUGAAAUUAGUGGCUUCUUAUCAUGAAGUAAAUAAGAUGACCUGUCAGAAUUUAGCAGUGUGUUUUGGGCCUGUGUUGCUGAGUCAAAGGCAAGAGACUUCACCUCAUAACCACAGAGUCUUUACUGAUUCCAAAGAACUUGCAAGUGCUCUGGAUUUCAAAAAACACAUAGAAGUUCUUCAUUACUUACUCCAGCUGUGGCCAGUGCAACAUUUAAAUAUCAAAGAAUCAACAGACAAUUUGUUCCCAGAGCAGAAAUCCCUGAAUUGUUUGAGACGGAAGAAGCAGCGACCACAUAUGUUGAACUUGAGUGGCACUCAGGGGUCAGGAGUGCUUAGGCCACGGCAAGCCAGAUUAGACAGCCCCCUGAGUAAUCGCUACGCAGGAGACUGGAGCGGUUGUGGAGAGAACUACUUUAUUAAUAACCCGAAAGAAAAUGUGAAUGAAGUGGAUUAUGAUGAUGUUCCUUCAGAAGAUACAGAAAGUGGGGAAGACUACAGCAAAACCAAAGGACCUGAUAAAGUAGUUGAAGAGCCAAAGCCCAUCUCCAAAGAGUGUACAUUUCAGACGUACUUGGCCAUGCAGACAAUAGAUUCUUCAAUGGAUCGAAAAGUUAAUCUCAAAGAUUUACAAGAAAGUAUUGAUAUUUUAAUUGGAAACUUAGAGCGGGAGCUCAACAAAAACAAGCUCAAUAUAAGUGUUUGAUUUUUAGGGAUAAUUUGUGUGAUAUCCCCAUGGUUCUUUUCUCCUUCCCUCCUCCUCCUCCUCUUGCUGAUGUUUAUCUCAUUUUUAAUAUGUUUUAAUAAUUCCUGCUUAACUUAUGCGGUACAUUUAGACAUUCCAACUCAUCUCUAUUCAAUGCAAAAUUAUGGGGUCAGAUAACUUAAGCUUUCUGUGAAUGAGUUUCUAAUAUUUCUUGUCAGAUAUUAUUGAUAUUGAUGAGAAGAAUGCACUUAUAACAUUCAUAAAUGUUGUCUGAGGUUAGCCCCUUCUAGCUUGUGCUUCGUGGAAGUAGCCCUGCUUUUUCCUGAAGCAUUACAAUUGAAACAGACAUUCCUUUUGGAGGAGAGCGUUUCAACUGCCUAGCCAGUAUUUGGCAGCAAGAAUUGAUGUAGAUUGAUUCACCAUUGGGUCACAUUUCAUUUGCAAUGCAAAGGCUGCUAUAAUAAAAAAAUCUUUUAUAAAUAAAAGUUAAAUUGUAUAAAUAUUAAUGUAUUCCUGUAUUAACAUUUUCAAUAAUUAUUUAAAUGUGCAAAAGUGAAAUAUUUUUCUAACCCAAAAAGUUUGUGUAUAUUUAUAUAAGUACAUAUGUGUAUAGUUAUUUGGAAGGGGGCACCAAAUAGUCAGUUGUGUCAUAAGAAAUAUGUCAUGAGGCCAAAAUCAGAAUUUACUCCAAAAUAUCCUCUUUUUUAGGAGAUUUGUAAAGUGUAGAUUAAAAGAGGAAUUUGUGUAGAAACUUGUGCCAAAAAUGACACAGAAUGAUAAUUAUCAUUCAUAACUUACCUAAAUAGGUAUUUAUCUCUAGCAUCCCCUUCAGAGAUCAACCAAUGAUAUAAUAAAGACAUAUUCUGAAUGAAUUGUAAAUAAUUUAAAUUUCAAAUUUUUUGGUUAUUUAAAGAAUUUGUUGGAUAGUUGGAUUUCAGCUUUGGGCUUUAUUUUCUUCAAUUCUUUCAUCUUGAUGUUGAGAAUUUAGGAAUUGCCCAUAAUUAAUCCUAAAAAUUAUGACAACCUUGCUGAGAAAUUCUUAUCAGUUCUAUGCAUUUGAAAAAUUUCAGCUUGGUGUUUAAGUUAUUUAUUUACAUUAGUACAUUUACACACUGACAAUAUUACCCCUUUUUCCUGAAGGAAACUCUAGCAUCCUAAGCUUUAUUAAUUUUCAUUAACUUAUUUUGGCUUUAUGAAUCCAGAAAACAGUUGCUACUACAAUGAUUACAAGUAUGUUUUAAAAUGUAAAUGUAGGUUGAAACUUUUUAUCAGUAAAUCAAAGUGUAUUUUUUUAAACUUUUGUACUUGAGAUUAUGCAAUUUUAAAAUUAAAGGCAAAUAAAGUUUGAAUUGCCAAUGAGUCUAAAAGGCCUUAUAACCCUUUAAAAAUUCUCUAUAUUUUCUACAUUGAAAUAAAUUGGUCACAUGUUCUGAUGAGAGAUGUACCUUGGUAAUCAUAAACCUUGCUUCUUAUCUGGGAAUCAUUGAGUUUUUAAUAUCAGAUAAACUGGGCUAUUUUUGUAACCAAGUCAUCAUUUGUAACACACUAUCAAGAAAUUUCUGGUUGUGUUGUCUGCAUAUAUUAAAUAUUCACGGAAAUAUUCUAUUAAAUGCUCUACAAAAAAAGA
Sarcophilus harrisii (Tasmanian devil) is the source of this 5608-nucleotide messenger RNA. RefSeq names its product synapse defective Rho GTPase homolog 2 (gene SYDE2). Gene Ontology annotation, biological process: signal transduction. The record is from RefSeq and is a predicted model, not a curated record. Lineage: Eukaryota; Metazoa; Chordata; Mammalia; Dasyuromorphia; Dasyuridae.